This is a messenger RNA of Neoarthrinium moseri, 2898 nucleotides long. RefSeq lists its product as uncharacterized. Gene Ontology annotation, cellular component: NuA4 histone acetyltransferase complex. The coding region runs from base 1 to 2898 and encodes 965 amino acids. Gene Ontology annotation, molecular function: protein binding. The record is from RefSeq and is a predicted model, not a curated record. The transcript has a single exon. NCBI's taxonomy places the organism in Eukaryota, Fungi, Ascomycota, Sordariomycetes, Amphisphaeriales, Apiosporaceae.
AUGAAUAAUACGACGGCCUACACCCCACUCGAAUCGCUGUUUCUGUUCCAAUCCUUGGCCAAACACGGCUUUGCGACCGGCGCCUUCCAUCGCAUCUCCGAAGAGCUCAACCAACACCCACUCAUCCGCGAACAGGCCGCCUACAAUGCUGCUCGCCUGAGCCCGGAGUUGCUCGAGCAGCUCGCGCGCCACCUCCUGCGCGACGAGCAGGCUCGUGAGGCUGACGCCGCCGAGAAGGCCGUCAAUGGCGCCGGCCUCUCGCCGACGUCGAGGAAGCGGAAGCUCCCAAGCCCGCCGCUGCCAUCGAUCAAGGAACUGCAGUCGCACGGUGACAAGCUACCCUUCCUCGUCGAGAGGCUGUACGCGCGUUACCGAGAUGAUAUAGUGCGUCAGAUCCGCGAGGAUGAGAAGAAGAUAGACACGUUACAGAGGGACAUCGCCGAGCUUGAAGCAGCCGAAGCCGCGAGCAAGGCCGCUCCUCCUCCACAGCCCAAGCUCCCUAGCACCAAUGGGACUGCUGCUGUCCAAGAUGGCAAGGUCGUUAAGUCCGCCAGGCCAAAUGGUCACGUCAGCCAAACUCCAAUACCUGUGCCAACUCCUCAGGCUCAGGGCAUCAGCAAGCCGGGGGUUGCGAUCGCGCCAAGUCCAGUUCCUGCGCCUUCGCUAGAUCGCAAGCCGCCGCAGCCCUCUCCAUCUCCAGUACCGUCGACUGUACGGCCUCCGAGCGAGAUACGGCAAGCCACGCCUGGUGGGAGGCCUGGCGAUGCCGCGAGACCGCCGACAGGCCCUGCGUCUGUCCUGCAGCCACCUCAAGCAGCUCAAGCAUAUGGCCAUCCUCCCGGCUCUGUGCCAUCGCAAGGCCCUACUACGGAUGGCUUGCAACGACCGGACGGGCUGUCAAAGAGUCAGAGCCCGGCGCCCAGACCGUCGCCGCAACCUCAGCAGGAUCAAGGCUCUGGACCAUUCAAGUGGGAGCCUCCAUAUCAACCUCACCCAUCUCAAACAACGCCUAUCCCAUCCCCUCGACAUCCCUACAACACCCCCAUUUCUCGGCCGCUUGCACAUCCUGACCAAGCGGCCGCUAGGACGCCACAACAUCAUCAGGCGCAACAACAUCAUCAACCCCAGCCCUCCCAGGCUCAUAUUGGCGGCCAGCCUCAUGCCAUUGCACAGCCGAACCGAACGCCCACCCCAGGCAGCACACAUCCUCCUCAUUCUGUUCUAGUCCCACCCCAGAAUGUUGGCCAGUUUUCACCGGCGUUGCCACUCAAAACCCCAGAGCGGCCUGGGCCACAGCAACAGCAACCACAACAGCACCAGCCCUAUCGGCCACCGGCUGUUCCUGCGACAGGCCCACCGAGUACAGCCGUACCUGUGCCCUCUUAUCCGAACCAACAACCACAGCCUCAUAGCGGUCAAACUCCCGUGCGUCCUCCGGUUGCUGCUCACAAUCUGCAAACGCCUGUACGUGGGUCCGGCCCUCCACCAGCGGGCCAUCGGCCUCCUCUGGCCGCUCCUGGCCAGACGGCCCAUCACCUCCCCCCGGUUCACAAGCAAGCCGCGGCAUCCUUGCCAUCUACACCAGUCUCUCAGCAGCUAAGUGCUCGACCCCAAGUCCAACCAAAACCUAGUCAGGCUCCUUCGGCAGGUCCUGCAGAACAGCCUCAGCGGCCCAUGAGCCAAGCAAGCAGGCCCCUAGUGACAAACCUUCCGCCGAUCCAUCCAUCUUCGCAACCACAAACCCCGUCAGCCGCCAGUGUCUCUUCUCAUGUGAUCCGGGGACAUGGUACCAAGUGGACGUCAACGCCAACACCAGCGACGCCCAGACAAGAAUUGACGGGGUACUUCGACGCGCAAAGCCCUGCUUUUGAACCAUUGAGUCCUCCUAUCCGGCCGGCUCAGCUUCAAAAGACGUCGCCACAACAGUCAGGGAAGAAGGAAUCACGCAGGAACGUCCAGAAGAUCGACACUUCCAGUCCUCAUCCGCCAAGCAAAUUGUCACAGAGUGCUCAGAAGGCGGCAUCUAGGUCCUCUCAUCUGAAGGAGACUAUUGAAGACUCGGAUGGCGGCCGUAAGAUUAAGGCCGAAGAGGCCACGCCCAAGCCUUUCGAAGAUGCUGGAGACACGACUGCAGAUGAGAGUGUACAAGGCAAGCGAACUGGUGCAGCAGCCAAGGGCACAAAACGCAAGCGACACGAAUCGCCCGUCAAUCGCGCACCUCCAGCUCCUCCCACGCAUGUACUUUGGACCCGAUCUUUUCACAAGGUCAGUGCCCAGGCUCUGGAGCAGGUUACGAGUCAUCGGCAUGCCAACAUGUUCGCACAUCCUAUCAAAGCUCGAGAUGCCCCAGGAUACCCUGAGAUCAUUCUUCAGCCCCAAGAUCUCAAGCGCAUCCGUGCUGCUAUAAAUCAAGGGCAAAGGGCGGCCCAGGCGGCAGAGAAGAACCUACCAGAUUCUGAUCCAAACGCCAUGAAUGUUUGGCUGCCCAUUUCUGUGGACCUCAUACCUCCCAAGGGCAUCAUCAACAUCGCUCAGCUGGAGCGCGAACUCGUACACAUGUUUGCAAACUCGAUCAUGUACAAUCAGGACCCUGAUCGAGGCGUCGGGCCGUCAUUUGUACAGAGCUCGGAAGACGACAACGAGGAUGCCAUCGGCUAUGAGGUCGAUGAGAACGGCAUCGUCAAGGAGACCCGCAACAUGUUCAUGGAGGUCGAGAAGCUGAUGAGCGACCUCCGCAGCGAGAUCGAGCGCAACGCUGCGCCUCCCGCUGGCGGCCCCAGCCGCAGCAUGAGCGUGGCGGCGGGCGACAUGAGCACCGUCGAGGACGAUGCGGCUGAUGAGCAGCCUGGCGACGCCGACGCGCCCAGCGUGGCCAAGAGGAGACGAGUCAGAGGCUAG